Messenger RNA from Durio zibethinus, 1033 nucleotides. RefSeq lists its product as uncharacterized. The record is from RefSeq and is a predicted model, not a curated record. NCBI's taxonomy places the organism in Eukaryota, Viridiplantae, Streptophyta, Magnoliopsida, Malvales, Malvaceae.
CUUGUGGUGUUUAGAGUUUGAGUUUUAUGGAAUAUUUUGAUAAUGUUGUUAAAUUUGGUCUUUAAAAUUUUAUGUCCUAUAGUAUAUAGGAUUUUCCUGGUAUAUAUCUUGUAAGGAAGGAUCCGAUUCCUAAAUUCCUCUUUAAUAUUCCGUUUUGGUGAAGUAUUGGAAGAGAGUGAAGCGUUGGUGCUAAGCUAAAUAACAAGUAGCUCAAAGAGAAUAAAUCGACGCGUCAAGAUUUCCCUUGCACGAGUCGGCCGAACUAAAUUGAAAUGGUAAACCCAAAGUACAGAGAUGGCCCAUUCAUGAGAAGACCAAAAUAUUUACCAAAGCAGCCCAAAAAAAUGGAAAAAGCUCAGUCCAACUCCAAAACAAACAAUGGAAAUACUCCUCGUGUUAGGGUUUUACAUGAGGAAAAUUUCUCAGUCUCACGCUCUUCUCUUCCAUCUCCUGAUUUUCUAUCGGAUCUCACUGUGAGAUUUAACUAAUGCCGAAGAAGAGUUCUUCAACGACGCCUUCAAAAAAGGCAGAAAAGAAAGAAGAAGAAGAGCCUGUUCUGGAACAGAAGAAACCGUCUUCAACCCCUAAAAAGGCUGGUAAUGAAAUUGAUGAGAUAUUUGCUGGUAAAAAGAGGAAGAAACCUGAACAAAAAAAGACUGAGAAACAAAAUGGUAAUGAAAUUUCGAAACCCAAGUCGGUAAAGAAGAAUAAAAAGAGUAAAGAAACCAAAGAGGAAGGUUUCAAUGAAUCAUCUUCUCGGCCUCGAAAGAGAACUGCAGGCGGGUUUGCUAUUUACACUGAAGAAGAAUUGGGUAUUAAUAAAUCGAAUGCUGGAAGUACACCUCUUUGUCCAUUUGAUUGUGAUUGUUGUUUUUGAUAAUGGGGUUGAUGUUUCUUUAGUUUUGUUAUUUCCAUUUGCAAUUUUUUGACAUUUCAGUUUGCAGAAUUUGGAGUAGGGUUUUAGGCUCUGCUUGUUGUACACAAGGAAUGAAUUUUACAUGAAAUGCAAUUUUGUCUUGGUUCUCAUAAAUAU